Messenger RNA from Clarias gariepinus (North African catfish), 2566 nucleotides. It is a transcript of the gene trmt44, whose product is annotated as tRNA methyltransferase 44 homolog. Lineage: Eukaryota; Metazoa; Chordata; Actinopteri; Siluriformes; Clariidae. Gene Ontology annotation, molecular function: tRNA (uridine) methyltransferase activity; metal ion binding. Gene Ontology annotation, biological process: tRNA methylation. The transcript is spliced from 11 exons. The record is from RefSeq and is a predicted model, not a curated record. Bases 70 to 2016 code for a protein of 648 amino acids.
CGAGCUACUGUAACUAGCAGCAGGUUGAUGUGAGUUUUUAAGCCGUGCAGUGAUCAAUGUUGUGUUCAGAUGAAAACGUGUCCACUGUCUAAGAUGAACCGCGAGGUUACAUGCAGACCCGAAGGCUUUUGGUGUGCGGUUGAUGUCUGGAUAAAGAAGCCGCAUGUAGUGAAUAAGCGGCUGUGCGGAGCGAUAGAGACAGAAUACAGGCAUGUGAGCUGUGAGGAGCUCGAGCUCUGUCUCUGCAGCGUCACUGGUGGCAGUGUGCGGGAUUUCCCGCACAUCCUCACUUUCCUGCGCGCGCCCACUGCGGGCACGGGCCACCAGACUGCACCAGGCUGGAGUGUAGGAGUGAGAACCAUCAUCCCUAAAGCAUGUGUGCAGAGCGGUGCAGCAAAGCUGUACAAGGAAGUGGUUGUCAAAGACUUAAAUGGGCAAACAGUGACAUUUCUGCCAAUUGAAGAAAACAGUGAAGGCCACAUCAUUCUGAAGGAAAGCAAUGUUUAUCAGAUCCAGCUUCAGGAAAAGACAGAUGAUUGGAUACUGUCUCUUCAUACCCUGAGACCUGAUCAGUGGUUUAGUGAUGCUGUGGGCUAUCCAAGACUCACCUGGCUGACAUCAGAGCUUCUUCCUAAACUAGCACGCUGGGCCGCAGAGGACAAAGCUACGGAGUUUAAGAGUACUCUGUCUCUUAUAUCUGUCGAGAAGUACAGCAUACUCUACCAGCAGCUAAAAAUCAAAUACAAAGAGCUCGUCAAGGUCUGGCCUGAAGUUACUGACCCUGAGAAAUUCGUCUUUGAGGAUGUUGCCAUUGCUACGUACCUUCUUGUUUUAUGGGCUGAAGAGCGAGCUGAAAAAGGAAUAACAUCCAAACAGUCUUUUGUGGACCUCGGUUGUGGAAACGGUCUGCUCGUCCACAUAUUAAACAAUGAAGGGCAUCCUGGAAAGGGAAUUGACAUUCGCAAGCGAAAAAUCUGGGACAUGUAUGGACCCAAUACACACUUGGAGGAAAAAGCAAUCACGCCCAGCGCUGCGUUCCUCUUCCCUGAGACAGACUGGCUCAUUGGAAACCACUCAGAUGAGCUCACGCCAUGGAUCCCAGUUAUAGCAGCCAGAUCCUCCUACCACUGCCGCUACUUUGUGCUGCCUUGCUGUUUCUUCGACUUCUGUGGGAAGUACCAGCGCAGACAGUGUAAGAAAUCUCAGUACAGAGAGUAUGUCGACUUCAUCAGUGAGGUCAGCGCUGUAUGCGGCUUCCAAACACAUGAAGACUGUCUUAGGAUUCCCUCCACCAAGCGGGUCUGUCUAAUUGGAAAGAGUAGGAGUUAUGAGCUGGCUGAAGAAGAGUUAGCAGAAGUGAAAAGAACAGACUAUAUUAUGGGACGACAAGCCUUAAUUGACAACUCGACAGUUGUUACUCAGAAAGAACACAGUGGACCUCAUCAUCAUCAAGGAGAUGGACAGGAGAUGACCAAAGCAGGAUGUGACUGGGGAACUGGUUUUCAGCCGAGAGAGAAGAUAGAGACAGUCAGAAAUUGUGCAGCUCUCCCUAGGGACUUUGUAGAUGGUAUUGUCCUGAAGGUGGCGAUGGCCUUGCUAGGACUCAAUGGACAGAAAAGAGAGGAGGAGGAGGAAGAGGACAAGAUUGGAAAGAAGAGAAUUGGGUGGAAUUCAGGAGGUUCUCUCUCCAUCCGUGAGGUUGCUGAGCUCCUGGACCAGUCCACAUUGCAGACUCUGAAGAAAGAAUGUGGAGGACUACAGACUCUACUUAAAAACAACCAUCAAGUGUUCCGAGUGGAAGGUGGAAAGGUUCAGAUCCGUGAUUGGCGCAGUCAGGGCACCCAGACUGACCCAAAGCGCAAAUCUCAAAUCUCAGAUGCAUUAAAAACGCGACUCUGCUGGUUCCACACUCACCACCCUGAUGGAUGCCCAUUGUCAAGCAAAGACUGUGAUUUUGCCCAUGGAGCUGAUGACCUCCGACCCUCCACACGCCCCUUAAAAAAGCACAGGAGCUGACCACGAGAGAUGCAAUGACUUCUUGUAUAUUUAUAUUUAAAUUCAAAUUUCAGAGAGACUCGCAGUGAUUUUGUCAUAAUCUUUUUGGUUUAAAAGAAAUUCAGGGCUAGGGAGAUUGAUCUUGUUGGUGUGUGUAUGAUGCCUUGGCGUCUUGAUUAUUUGCCGCUGUUUGUAUAGCUGCAAAUCAAUAAUUAUUUUUUCUUGCAAAUAUGAACAAUAAAUACAUGAACUCAAUAUGGACCACACAGUACAACUUUUGCGUUAGAAUUCAUUUACCCCAUUGCAACAUUAUAAACCUUUAUGCAUGUGCCUGAGGUAGCGUGUGUUAAAUGUUAAAGGCAUAAAUAAUUUGGCAUGCGGUGUGGGGGGCAGGCCAAUGUGUAGGUUAUUGUCCUUCUUCUCAAAUGUCACAGGACAGGAUGUCUAUGCUCCAUAUGGUGAAUGGAGGCUCCAGGGUUUUUGUUGAUGAUGAGGCAUGGAAUCAUUUUAUUUAUUUAUUUGUUUUAUUUUAUUUACAGAGAUGUGGGAAUAGCCAUAGUAAGUUGUAUUU